UCGUGCUGUUCUUCAGACUGAAAGACAUACAAUAAUCCGUUCGUUUGCAAUAAAAGUUAGAAUUUACUACCACUAGUUUGCUUUGCACAAUAUUCUUUGGAAAAAAUAAUCGCCUAACGAAAUGGAAAUUUAAACUUCCCGCGUUAUAAAAGUAUUCUAUUUACAUUCUACACCACAGGAUCGUGUAGCGCUGAGGUAUAUCAUCGCCGGCUGUAGCGUCCGCUGGUAACCAGUGAACUGACCGUUUGCAGACUUGACAUUUAUUUAAUAUAAUAACAUUAAUAAGAAUCUGCAGCCGUUGAGAAAAUUGGAGAUUAGAAAAAGACUUCUAUGUACAGCUGUUUUUCUAAAAGUUGAGAGCAAAAGAGCGCGUCAAUUUAACACGAACAAAUUCAAAUAGCGCAGAAAAUGUUGGCGCUAUAUGGACUACUUGCUGUCACCUUCGUACUACUGAUCGUCUACUUAGGACGAAGCAAGAAACGGCUACCACCUGGUCCUCGCGGUCUUCCUAUAAUUGGCAACCUACUCUCGAUAAACCCUAAGACACCGCACGAGAGCCUUGCCAAAAUUGCUUGGGAGCAUGGGCCUGUGUGCGGCUUGUACAUGGGAUCGGUCUAUACGGUCCUCCUUUCCGAUCCCAAGCUUGUUCGCCAGCUAUUCGCCAAGGAUACCUUCUCUGGCAGAGCGCCGCUUUAUCUCACCCACGGCAUUAUGAAAGGAUACGAAAAUUUGUCCCAUAUCUGCGCAGAAUCUAGCGAAUUUUAUGCUGGGUGGCAUAAAAGAAUAUCUUGGAGAAUCUGGGCAAAAUCUACUCCCAGUGGCGACGGUACUCGGCCAGAAUCUGGUGGCGAUCAAAAUAAUAGUCUGAUUGCAUCGGAGGGUGAACUCUGGAGGGAUCAACGGAAAUUCGUAUCUGCUUGUCUCAAGAACUUUGGUAUGGUCAAGUUUCCCAGUCCCAAGAGGGAUCAGCUGGAAAAGAAGAUACUCGUGACUGUUGACGAAGCAGUCGAGAAACUCGAAGCACGUUCAAGGGGAGCCGAAGGAUUAGACUCCCACAGUAUUUUGCACCAUUGCAUAGGAAACCUCAUGAAUGGUAUUGUAUUUGGCAAAGUUUACGAUGAAGACGACGAGCUUUGGAAGUGGUUCCAACAUAUUCAAGAAGAAGGGGUUAAACACAUAGGCGUCUCGGGACCAUUAAACUUUUUGCCAUUUCUCAGAUUCUUGCCCCGUUAUGGGAAUACAAUACAGCUCAUUGUGGACGGACAAAAUAAGACGCACCAACACUACCGGAAGAUACUGGAAGACCACAGAAAAUUUCCAACUGAAAUGAACAGCUUUUUAGCGACAUAUGACGAGGAAAUGAAACGACGCAUGGCAAAUGGAGAGCCUCUUGCUUCUUUUACCGAGACCCAAUGCUUUUACCUUUUGGCCGAUCUUUACGGCGCUGGAGUUGAUACCACUUUGACGACACUUCGCUGGUUCCUGCUUUUCAUGGCUGCUUUCCCUGACGAGCAGGCCAAAAUCCAAGAAGAGAUUUCUAAUGUAGUUGGAGAAAAGGAGCCGAAUUUGGAAGAUAGACCAUCCAUGCCUCGACUGGAAGCAGCUAUCAUGGAAGUUCAGCGCCUUAGGAGUGUCGUACCUAUUGGGAUUCCCCAUGGCACAACUGAGGAUACACACAUCGGAGAUUAUGACGUUCCCAAGGGCAGCAUGAUUGUACCUUUCCAGUGGGCAAUCCAUUUGAACCCUCUGUACUGGUCGGAUCCACGUGCCUUCAAACCUCAAAGAUUCAUAGCGGAAGACGGUGGUCUUGCCAAGCCAGCUGCCUUUCUACCCUUCCAGAAUGGUAAGAGGAUGUGUGUGGGCGAUGAACUCGCUCGAAUGAUACUGAUUCUUUUUGCUGCACGCAUUCUGCAUCGAUUGAAGCUAUCAGCGCCACCCGGUCAGACCGUCGACUUAGAAGGAGACUGCGGUAUCACUUUAGUGCCAAAACCGCAGACUCUGUUAUUUAAGUCUCGUCGUUGAUACCUUAUCACUUAUGAAAUUUAACGCCAGAGUUGGUGUGAUCGACGUGGUUUUAAAUUAUCUUUCGUAAAUUUUUAUGCUGUACGCCGUAUGCAGUUUAUUGAUCUUUUCACGUUACUGAAUGCAAUACAAGCAGUAUUAUUUUAUAGAACAAAGACUGCGCAACAUGAAAAGUUCUAUUUUAACAGCGUAAAGGGGUACAGGAAUACAUACAAAAUAAUUUUACAAAAAGUUUUUAUCGUAGAUCUUAUACUUGUAAUCGUAAGUGAGGGCCUUAAUCAAAUAAUGUCUAUAAUUAUAGCUACAUAAGUGCAAUUAAAUAUUUUAUAAAAUUUGUUUAAAUGUAAUAAAAAGUUUCAAAGCUUU
Molecule: messenger RNA, 2388 nt
Organism: Nasonia vitripennis (jewel wasp)
Lineage: Eukaryota; Metazoa; Arthropoda; Insecta; Hymenoptera; Pteromalidae
Gene: phtm
Product: cytochrome P450 306a1
Exons: 10
Coding region: 409-2022 (537 amino acids)
Biological process (GO): xenobiotic metabolic process
Cellular component (GO): intracellular membrane-bounded organelle; cytoplasm
Molecular function (GO): oxidoreductase activity, acting on paired donors, with incorporation or reduction of molecular oxygen, reduced flavin or flavoprotein as one donor, and incorporation of one atom of oxygen; iron ion binding; heme binding
Source: RefSeq, a predicted model, not a curated record